This is a messenger RNA of Oryza brachyantha (malo sina), 1677 nucleotides long. RefSeq names its product multiple organellar RNA editing factor 1, mitochondrial. The coding region runs from base 60 to 1286 and encodes 408 amino acids. Gene Ontology annotation, cellular component: mitochondrion. Lineage: Eukaryota; Viridiplantae; Streptophyta; Magnoliopsida; Poales; Poaceae. The record is from RefSeq and is a predicted model, not a curated record. The transcript is spliced from 5 exons. Gene Ontology annotation, biological process: cytidine to uridine editing; mitochondrial mRNA modification.
UUCCACGAUAAACCCCAGAAGCUUCUCCUCCCCAGCGCCGCCGAAACCCUAGCCGCGCCAUGGCCCUCGCGCUGCGCCUCCGGCGAGCCAUCGCGGCCGCCUCCCUCCUCCGGCCGGCGGCGUCGGCGUCCACCGCCACCCGCUCCGCCCCCCUCGCCCCCUCCGCGGCGCUGCCGGUCUCGCGGCCGUGGCUCCCUGCCGGCGCCGGCGCUGGCGCUGCCGGGUUCCGGUCGUCGGCGGCGGCCGCGGCUCGCGGGGAGGACUACGGGAGGCGUGACAUGGACGACAAGAUCUCCCCCGACGAGAUCCUCUUCGAGGGCUGCGACUACAACCACUGGCUCAUCACCAUGGAGUUCCCCGACCCCAAGCCCACCCGCGAGGAGAUGAUCGAGACCUACCUCCAGACCCUCGCCAAGGUCGUCGGAAGUUAUGAGGAGGCUAAGAAGAGGAUGUAUGCUUUUAGUACAACAACAUAUGUUGGUUUCCAAGCUGUAAUGACUGAGGAGAUGUCAGAAAAAUUCCGCGGAUUGCCUGGAGUUGUAUUCAUAUUACCUGAUUCAUAUCUUUAUCCAGAGACAAAGGAGUAUGGAGGUGACAAAUAUGAAAAUGGUGUCAUCACUCCAAGACCACCUCCUGUUCAUUAUAGCAAACCUUCGAGGACUGAUAGGAACCGUAACUAUCGAGGAAAUUACCAGAACAGUCCUCCGCAAGGAAAUUACCAGAACAGUCCUCCACAAGGAAAUUACCAGAACAGUCCUCCACAAGGAAAUUACCAGAACAGUCCUCCACAAGGAAAUUACCAGAACGGUCCUCGACCAUAUGGCGCACAGCAAGAUGGAAGAGGCUAUGCCCCACAGCAGAAUUAUGCACAAGCUGGCCAAGGUGGUCAAGGCUAUGUUAGGAACAAUUAUACAGAUCGUCCAGGUUACAGUGGAUCCUCUGGUGGCUACCAAGGGCAUGCAAAUCCACCAGGCCAAGGUCAAGGUUACUACAACUCACAAGAGCACAGGAACUUCUCGCAGGAGCAGGCAGGCAAUUUCAGGCCUGGUGGCUCUUCAGCACCUGGAACUUAUGGUCAACCACCUGCACCCGGAAGUUAUGUGCAAUCACCUCAACCAACUUAUUCUGGAAGCAACCAAGGAACUCCUGGUGUAAAUCCUGGUUAUGGUGGAAACAACAGGCAGGGGGCUGGACCUGCAUAUGGAGGAGAUAACUGGCAAGGGGGCUCUAAUCAGUAUCCUAGCCAAAGUGAAGGACAACAAGAGAGCUGGCAGGGAAGGCAGUAACAUGAGUUCGACUCACGGGCGAGAGGGCAUAAUUGUGCUGCUUGAAAUGUAGAAACUUCCACCUGUACAAUAAACGACUGUGCUUACUAUUUCUUGCUGCUUGCAUUCAUGUUCUAAAGGACUAGCUGUUACCUACUUAGCCUACUACCAACAGUCUGAAUGGGUGCAGACAUUAUUAUUGUUGUUCUUGCCAUAUUGUCAUUUGCACCACAAGCUCGUCCUUUUUGAUGGCUGGCACCUGGCAUGCGUGUCUAUGUAUCCCUUGUUGAAUUCGUGGCAUCUGCAUACAGUUGAUAGUUUCCAGAAGUUGAAUCUUAUCACAAAUGGAAUGGACAGAAAUAUUUAUGAUUACAACUUUAUAUAACCCAUGAUGUUUUUAUUAGUUCUUAUU